Molecule: messenger RNA, 3456 nt
Organism: Eremomyces bilateralis CBS 781.70
Lineage: Eukaryota; Fungi; Ascomycota; Dothideomycetes; Eremomycetales; Eremomycetaceae
Product: WD40 repeat-like protein
Exons: 3
Coding region: 1-3456 (1151 amino acids)
Biological process (GO): tRNA methylation
Cellular component (GO): cytoplasm
Molecular function (GO): protein binding
Source: RefSeq, a predicted model, not a curated record
AUGUCGCUCGGGGAUGUAGACCUCCCAGCAAGAACCUCCGCUCCGCCCCUCUCGCUUAUUGAACUCUCCACCCGAAUCCCCAUCACCGCUCUCAAUCACUUCCACCCCUACGUCUUCUCCGCCGAAGGUCCGUUUCUCAAAGUCUACCACCGCCCCUCAUCCACCCUCUACACCAAAGGAAAAGUAUUCGCGACCCAGUCGAUCCAUGACAUCCUCGUUCGGGAUGUUGGAGAUACGCGAUGUCUGCUGGUGGUUCGUGGGGGAAGAUGUGUAAAAGCUGUGGUUUUUGAAUUUACGGAAGCGGAAAAUGGGGGGUGCAAAUUGCAUCUUGGGAAACUUCAUAUUCUGGACGACUGGGUUCUGUCCGCGCAAUUGCGGCCUCAAGAGCAUGGAUCGCCUACUGGAGUCAUUAAUGGCAAUCAUGUCAAGUCAUUGGUGAGCGUGAUCGGUGCGGCCGUCUCAGCGCAUAAUGGAGUCACGCUUUUCGAAGUUGCAGUCUACGAAGACACAAAGAAUCAAAAGAAUCAAACGCAGCUCCACAUCAAGAGUCAUGUCCAAGAGCUAAAGCCUAAUUCACGAACGCUGCUCUUCUCAGCUUGCAUCAAAUGGACCACCCCCUCCGACCUCCUCAUCGCCUCCGGAUCCUGUUACGGUGAGAUCUGUGUCUGGUCCUGCCGCACCACCGCAUCGCAGAACGCCUUCCCGAUCCUCCACAUCCUCCCGGGCCACGAGGGCUCCAUCUUCGACCUCGACAUCUCCGACGCCAUCGCCGCGCCCAAUCUGCGCGCGCCGAGGCGGCUACUCGCGAGUUGCAGCGACGAUCGCACGAUUCGGGUGUGGGAUGUCUCCGACGCGGACGGUCGGACUCGGGACUUGUCGAUUCAGGACGCGGAGCUGCAUCUGGGAUCACAGUAUAGCGGGUUCGGGUUCCAGGAUAGCUUGGAGCAGGACAUCUCCAGCACGCGACCACUAGCGUCCGUGUGGGCGCAUCAGUCGCGCAUCUGGGACGUUCGGUUUUCGAACCUCCUUUCCGCCGACAAGAGUUUGCCGGCCGUAUUGUCGGCAGGAGAGGACGCAUCGUUACAGGUGAGGGAUCUGCAGUGGUGUGAAGGGGGACUGCAGGUCACGCAUCGGUCGACGUUCGUGGGGCAUGCCGGGAAGCAUGCGUGGGCGGUGUGCGUUGCGAGGAAUCUGGAUGGGUCCGUGGACGUUUUUAGUGGUGGCGCAGAUGGUCGCAUUCUCUGCCAUGCGGCGGAUGGGCACGGCGACGGUCGUGUGAUUGAACAAGAAGACUGGACUGCGGCAGACUUCUUGGACGUGCAGAGUUUAGGUUGCACGCCAUUUCGCCUGGACAGCGAUGAGAUGGAAGGGACCGAGAGCACGAUGGACGCGAUGGUCGUCCUGAAGAACGAUUUCGCUCGGUCAUUCUGCUUCGUGGCUGACGACACGAUUCUCGUGUCCAUGAAUUCUGGCAACUUGCUACGAAUAGAUCGAAACAGCGGCGAUGCUGGGUGCGUGAGCAAAUGGCACAUAGAGGGCAUCGGAUCUAUUGGAUCAUUAUCGGGCUUGGCUAUGAUGGCCAGCAUUCCUGAAUUGGGGGUCGCGUUCCUCGUAGGCAAGCAACCGAUCGGAUAUCUAAUCGAACCAACACGACAAUCACUCACUCCCAUCACACUUGAUCCGCGGCGUGUGACUGGUUUGCUGUUCGGACAAGUCGCAUCAUCGUCGCGAACGCCGGUGUUGAUGGCUUGCUUGAACUACCAUGCUGGAGAUCCGCAGCUGUACAUGAUGAAGAUGGCGGACGGUGAGCUUGCCUCUAGCUAUGUCCUCAUGUCCAUGACGCUUUUCUCGGCGAGCGGGUUGCCUCUCGUUCCGACUAGCUUGGCGGGAGUAUAUGAUUCAACUGGGAUCAAUGCGAUUGCGGUGGUUGGGUCGCGGCACGGACAUAUCUGUUUCUAUACUAGAAGUCUGAACGGACACCUUGCUGCAGGUUCUCACGGAGGCGACUCAGUGGAGCCGAGUAUGUUCAUCAAACAUGCGCAUGGAGAAGAAGCUGUCACAGCCAUCAAGAUCCUCGAUACCCCUAGCUCCGGGGUCUGGCUUGCGUCGACUGGCCGAGACGGCUUCCUCAAAAUCCACCAUGUCGACCUCGCCCGAUCUCGCGCCGAUUUAAUCCACGAACUGCGACCUCCCUUCGGCCUCGACAUAGAAGGAAUGACCUUCGACAAGACCCAAGGCACCCUGAUCAUCUACGGCUUCCAACAGCGGCAGUUCGUCGCCUACGACGCGAUCACGGAAACUCGGCUGCUCAGCAUCGAUUGCGGCGGCGCGCACCGCUCGUGGUGCUUCCAUCUCGUCCCUAACGAUGGCGGGAUGCCAGCGUGUACGUUGGUGUGGACGCAGGCGCGGAAACUUCGACUGCAUCGGCAGGAAAGGCCGGUUGCGAAGACGGUCAAGGUGGGGUUACAUGGGCGGGAGAUCAAGGCUUGUGAUGUCACGCGACGGCGGAUGGCAGAGUCGGAGGAUGAGGUGGCGUUGAUAGCCACAGGUGCGGAGGAUACAGACAUUCGGAUUAUCAAGUAUCAAUCGGCGGAUCGAGAGACGAAGGCGGCCGGGGAGCCAGAACUGGUCCAGGUAGCGACGAUCCGGCAGCAUACGACGGGGAUUCAACACCUGCAGUGGUCUGAAACGGGUGAUCGACUGUUCAGCAGCGGGGGGUUCGAGGAGUUCUAUGUGUGGAGGGUUCAAGCAGUGCCGAUAUUGGGACUGGGGGUCACGCGCGAGUCGACGUAUCCGAUCUCGCGCCCGGAGACGGACUUGCGGAUCACUUGCUUCCAGGCGGUCGGGGAAGGUGGCUCGACGAGCGAGUCGGGAGGACCCGAGCGCUCGUAUAAGAUCGCGAUGGCGUUCUCGAAUUCGAAACUCAAGCUCUGGCGAUACGAAACCGGCCCCGACAAACCAACAUGGACACACCUCAUGACUUUCACAUACACCACUAACUGCCUCACCCAGUGCGCCAUGCUGAACUUCGCCGCAACCAACUACGCCGUCAUCGGGAGCACAAACGGAUUCCUUGCAUUCGUGAAGCACAAUGAAGAUCAACCCCCGUCGUCAGGCGUCAAGAUCGGCCCGUUCUCCCGCCUCCUCGUCCACCAAACGGCUGCCCAUCAGAACGCCGUGAUGACCUCCUCUAUCGUCCACCUCAAAGACCGCGCUCUCAUCCUCUCCGGCGGGGACGAUGACGCCAUAUCCGUCGUGCUCGCCGAACAGACUCCCGAAAAGCUGAUUGUUUCUUCGGUGGUUGUCCAAAGUGCCCAUACCGCUGCAGUGACCGGCUCAGCGAUCAUCAGUGCUGCAGCUAGAGGGGAUGUUUGGAGGAUUCUUGCCGUCACGGCGGGUAAUGACCAGAAAAUCCGCCUUCAACAGUCUGGGGAGCAGACCGUGUGCCGUCGCUGA